AUGGCGGUGACUAUAAGAAGUGGUAGAGGUGGAGUUACAAGUAACUCUAAUCCAAGAAAUGUUGUGAGUGAUAAUGUGUUGGUGCAAGUGAAUGAUGAGAUUGUGAAUGAUGAAGCUCCAAAGUUAGAAGACCCCGGUGCCUUUACAAUUCCAUGCACUAUUAGUAGUGCCGAUUUCGCCAAAGCUUUGUGUGAUUUAAAGGCAAGCAUUAACUUGAUGCCAUAUUCUGUGUUCAAGACAUUGGGGAAUGGGAAACCAAGGCCCACAUCCAUGAGAUUGAAAAUGGCGGAUAGGACAAUUAAGAGGCCGCUGAUGAUAAUUGAUGAUUUGCUAGUUCGGGUCGGCAAGUUCAUACUUCCCGCAGAUUUUGUGAUACUUGACUGUGAGGUUGACUACGAGGUGCCGAUCAUAUUGAGGAGACCUUUACUAGCCACAGGGAAGGCUUUAGUUAAUGUGGAAGCAGGGGAGCUCACCUUCCGGGUGGGCGAUGAAAAAGUUGUGUUCCAUGUUUGUAAGUCAAUGAGGCAGCCUAAUAGCAACGAAGUGUGUUCGUUUGUGGAUCUUGUGAUCAAGGUGAUUGUUGAACACACCAAUGUUGUGAUUAAUGUGGAAGACCCUUUGGAAGUUGUGUUGUUGAAUCAUGAUUUGGAUGAGAAGGAUGGCUUGGUUGAAUAA
Molecule: messenger RNA, 675 nt
Organism: Nicotiana tabacum (common tobacco)
Lineage: Eukaryota; Viridiplantae; Streptophyta; Magnoliopsida; Solanales; Solanaceae
Source: RefSeq, a predicted model, not a curated record